Molecule: messenger RNA, 1130 nt
Organism: Anopheles cruzii
Lineage: Eukaryota; Metazoa; Arthropoda; Insecta; Diptera; Culicidae
Product: persulfide dioxygenase ETHE1, mitochondrial
Exons: 5
Coding region: 4-921 (305 amino acids)
Biological process (GO): glutathione metabolic process; hydrogen sulfide metabolic process
Molecular function (GO): sulfur dioxygenase activity
Source: RefSeq, a predicted model, not a curated record
ACGAUGAGAUUGGUAACCAGACUGUUGCGGCCAGCAUCAGCAUCAACAGUAACCACCGCGGCAGUUGUUUCGUGCCCAACCCGACGAUUGAUCGCUAGCGGUGGACAGCGAUACAUAAGCAACACAACAGUGUGUCCUCUCGAUCAGACGUCCGUUCUCUCACGGAGUGUAAAAAUGUUGGACACCGUUCAAUGCCGCAAACCGUUCAGUACCGAUUUCUUCUUCCGGCAGUUGUUUGACGAACAAUCGCACACCUAUUCGUAUCUGCUGGCUGACAUUACAUCCAAGGAGGCCAUUCUGAUCGAUCCGGUGCUGGAGCAGGCGAAACGCGAUGCCAAGCUGAUCGAGGAGCUGGGCUUUACUCUCAAGUAUGCCUUAAACACACACAUGCAUGCGGAUCACGUGACUGGUACCGGGUAUCUGAAGCAGCUUCUUCCAGGAACCGUCAGUGUGAUCUCGCAGAAUAGUGGGGCGAAAGCUGACCGACACCUGGCGGACAACGAAACGGUGCAGUUCGGUCGGCAUCAGCUUCGUGCGCUAUGUACUCCGGGCCACACUAACGGCUGCAUGACGUACGUGGUCGAUGAGCAGGGGGUUGCCUUCACGGGCGAUACGCUGCUGAUUCGAGGCUGUGGCCGUACGGAUUUCCAGGAGGGCGAUUCACGAUCGCUGUAUCGUUCCGUGCACGAGCGAAUCUUUACGUUGCCGGAAAAUUUUCGCCUUUUUCCGGCCCACGAUUACAAGGGCAACAUGGAAACGAGCGUAGCGGAAGAAAAACGUUACAACCCACGACUCACUAAAGACGUGGAGGCGUUUGUUGAGCUGAUGAACAACCUGAACUUACCGUACCCGAAAAUGAUUGACAAAGCUGUGCCGGCUAACCGGGAGUGUGGUUUGUUCGAUAUUCCGAAGGAAGAUUGAACCACUCGGAAUGCUGCCAGAAAAAGAAAGUGGAAUGUAAGGUGCGGGAUGCAUCGACUGCAACAGAGAACAAGUAUUAUCGUUGACUGAACUUGACGGUUUUUAAAGUGGAACGGGUUUACAAUGUGUUUCUGUUGAAUGCACGCACCACUGUUGGGCAUGUGUUGUGAAAAAAAAACGGUUACAUUAAAGACAAUGCCCCGAAUUGU